Hordeum vulgare subsp. vulgare (domesticated barley) is the source of this 1565-nucleotide messenger RNA. Its product is annotated as aspartyl protease family protein At5g10770-like. The transcript is spliced from 2 exons. The record is from RefSeq and is a predicted model, not a curated record. Gene Ontology annotation, biological process: proteolysis. Gene Ontology annotation, molecular function: aspartic-type endopeptidase activity. NCBI's taxonomy places the organism in Eukaryota, Viridiplantae, Streptophyta, Magnoliopsida, Poales, Poaceae. The coding region runs from base 22 to 1392 and encodes 456 amino acids.
GAAAACUAACCAGCUCCAACAAUGGCCGGCUCUCAUAGAGAGGGGAGCAAGGACCGAUCUGGUAGGAAGCUGCUGCUUGUCCUGCUGUGCGGCUACUAUUCCGGCGUUGCUUUUGCAGCCGAUGAUGCACGUACCUAUAAGGUUCUCGCCGUCGGCUCACUGAAGGCUGAAGUCGUCUGCUCAGUAACUCCAGCGUCGUCCAGUGGAACUACGGUGCCGCUAAACCACCGGUAUGGCCCGUGCUCGCCGGCGCCAUCCGCAAAGGUGCCAACCAUCUUGGAGCUGCUCCAGCACGACCAACUCCGAGCCAAGUAUAUCCAACGGAAAUUGUCUGGAACCGACGGGCUGCAGCCGUUGGACCUUACCGUGCCGACCACCCUGGGGUCUGCCCUUGACACGAUGGAGUAUGUGAUCACCGUCGGCAUCGGCUCCCCUGCAGUGACCCAGACCAUGAUGAUCGACACCGGUAGCGACGUGUCGUGGGUGCGCUGCAACUCCACGGACGGGCUGACGCUCUUCGACCCCAGCAAGUCGACCACGUACGCCCCCUUCUCCUGCAGCUCCGCGGCGUGCGCACAGCUCGGAAACAAUGGCGACGGCUGCUCAAACUCAGGGUGCCAGUACAGGGUCCAGUACGGCGACGGCUCCAACACCACCGGCACCUACGGCUCCGACACGCUGGCGCUAAGCGCCUCCGACACGGUCACGGACUUCCACUUCGGUUGCAGCCAUCACGAGGAGGACUUCGACGGCGAGAAAUUCGACGGGCUCAUGGGGCUCGGCGGCGACGCGCAGUCGCUCGUGUCGCAGACGGCGGCGACGUACGGCAAUUCCUUCUCGUACUGCCUGCCGCCGACCAAUCGCACAUCGGGGUUUCUCACGUUCGGCGCGCCGAACGGGACGUCCGGCGGCUUCGUGACGACGCCGAUGCUCAGAUGGCCAAAGGCGCCGACGCUGUAUGGCGUGCUUCUCCAGGACAUAUCCGUGGGCGGAACUCCGCUCGGAAUACAGCCCUCCGUCCUCUCCAACGGCUCGGUGAUGGACUCCGGCACUGUCAUCACGUGGCUACCAAGGAGGGCCUACUCGGCGCUCUCGUCGGCGUUCAGGUCCAGCAUGACGCGGCUACGGCACCAGCGGGCGGCGCCCCUUGGCAUCCUGGACACCUGCUACGACUUCACUGGCCUGGUCAACGUCUCUAUACCGGCCGUCUCGCUGGUGUUGGACGGCGGGGCGGUCGUCGACCUCGACGGUAAUGGGAUAAUGAUCCAAGACUGCCUCGCGUUCGCUGCCACCAGCGGCGAUAGCAUCAUCGGCAACGUCCAGCAACGGACGUUCGAGGUGCUGCACGACGUUGGUCAGGGCGUCUUCGGCUUCCGGUCAGGCGCGUGCUGAUCGUUUUCGGCCACAGCCACGCCUACUUGUUUGUGCUUGCCAUGUAUGGGACACUAAGAUGAAGGGCUCGUUCAGAUUUCGGAUACAGAAUAACUGGCUUGAUGCUUUCGGGUUGGCAAAGAUCUUACAGAUUGCAAUGAACAAAAAUAUGUCCAAUCCUACGAAAUUGAGUC